Messenger RNA from Rhinocladiella mackenziei CBS 650.93, 1668 nucleotides. RefSeq lists its product as uncharacterized. The record is from RefSeq and is a predicted model, not a curated record. The transcript has 3 exons. Gene Ontology annotation, biological process: retrograde transport, endosome to Golgi. Gene Ontology annotation, cellular component: Golgi apparatus; membrane. Bases 1 to 1668 code for a protein of 555 amino acids. NCBI's taxonomy places the organism in Eukaryota, Fungi, Ascomycota, Eurotiomycetes, Chaetothyriales, Herpotrichiellaceae.
AUGAGACACUGGGUGCCAUCUCUCGGCCUCCUGGCAUAUCUUGCAACGAUUGUCGCCGGAAAUGAGGUGCAGCUUAAACAAGAUGACGCCCAUCGACAGAGAUGUUCAGGGAUGUACAGCAGGAAAUCCUGGGGAGGUUCAAUAGAGCCAUUUAUCCUUGUCAAAUUCCUUGCGGACCGCACCGAAGAUGAUACCGACCCUAUUGCGAGUCUGAUAAUAUUCGAAUGGCAAGACGAAGGCCUCAUAGGAAGAAUGCCGCCGGGCGGAGAAACCUACCGGGAUCUCGAAACAAUAUGCUCUGCAGACACGGCUGCAGCUGGCCUAUGUGAAGAGAAAGAUAUUGGUGCAUUUAUACUCGCACCGAAUGCUACCGAAGCAUCGAAAAGCCUCAUAUACAACGAAGCAAUCCAUCUCAAAGACCCUAAGGCCGUGAAUUACCCGAUCCGAAGAACAGGAUACUAUUGUGUCUCGACCUUCGCAUUCUCAGAUCACGAAUACAAUGCCGUGGUGGAAUUCCGGAAUGCUUAUGGCGAGCUUCCCGCAGCUCAAAUAGCAAAAUUGCCUUUCUACGGUGGCCUCACCAUCGUUUACGCGGUGUUAGGCGCUUUCUGGGCCUUCCUCUAUGUUCAGAAUCGAUCCGACAUCCUCCCCGUUCAGAAUUAUAUUACAGCGACGAUCAUUUUCUUGAUCAUCGAGCAGCUCAUGACGUGGGGCUUCUACGAUUAUCAAAACAGACAUGGCAACAACGCUCUGAACAAAGUCUUCAUGGUCAUUGUUUCAAUCCUGAAUGCCGGUCGGAAUUCACUGUCCUUCUUCCUCCUGCUGAUCGUCUGCAUGGGGUAUGGUGUGGUGAAGCCGUCUUUAGGCAGAACAAUGGUCUACGUUCGGAUCCUCGCUAUCGCCCACUUUAUAUUUGGCGUCAUCUACGCAAUUGCUUCAAUGACGGUCACUCCGGAGUCGGUCGGUCCACUUAUCCUUUUCGUCAUUCUCCCACUCGCAGGGACUCUGACUGCAUUCUACGUGUGGACGUUGUCAUCUCUUAACGUAACCAUCAAGGACCUGGUCGAGCGGAAACAAAAAACUAAAGCUAUGAUGUACAAGAAACUAUCCUGGUGUAUUCUGGGCUCCAUCUUGGUCAUCUUCGCCUUCUUCUUUGUUAACAGCCUGGCCUUCGCUGGAAGCAGCUCGGCCAAUUUUGUGCCAAAACAUUGGCAGACGAGAUGGUUUGUGCUGGAUGGCUGGUUGAAUCUGGUUUAUCUGUUUAAUAUUGCUUUCAUUGCAUACCUAUGGCGUCCGACGGCGAAUAACAGGCGAUUCGCUAUGAGUGACGAGUUGGCCCAAGACGACGAUGGCUUCGAAAUCCGUAGCAUAGCCGAUUCACUCUCAGACGCCGAGGAAGAUGCUCGGAAAGACCAAGAACGCGAGGGUGCUCCAUCGAGAGGAGCUGCCACGGCGCUCACAGAUGCAGUUGACCUCUUUCCACCAAACAAACCGACUCCCUCGGGCCCACCUUUGCAAAAUAGCGGUAAAGCACCUGUGAAUCCGCCUCGGCCGAGGGAGUCGUUAGACGGAGAAACGAUUUUCGCGGUCGGAGAAGACGGAGUCGAGUGGAGCGACGGCGAGGAAGAGAGUGACAGCGAUGAGAGGAAGAAGUUGACGGGCAGGUAA